CCUCUCCAGGAAGCGGAGCAUGGCCGACAUGAACGACCUCAACCCCAAGUCUCUCUUUGCCGAGAUAAAGACUACAGAUGUUCAACUUGUCCUACAAGAGGAGAUGACUGGGAUUACAGAGCUGGAGGAAAAACUCCUAGAGCAAAGAAUAUUCGAAAAACAGACACGUAUCAGUUGUCUUAUGAAAGAACUGUCCAUCCUGCAAUCCCAACUGGAAGAAACAGAGGAGACUACACAUACUUUUAAAGCCGAAGUGAACAUUCUCAAAGCCUCGGAAAAACCAGACGCAAAGGGGCACGUGGUGAAGCAGGAGGCGUUGCAAGUUACGCCUGUCCAAAGGAAAGUUCCGGAGAGGAUUAAGAAGAAGGUUGAUGAACAGUCCAGAUCAAAGGUUCUCCAAGUCACUCAAGUCAAACAGAAGGCCUCUGAAGGCCCCAAGCCUACUGGCAAUGAACCAAACGCGAACUCACAGGAAGUGUCGCAAAUCUCCACCAAUCAUGUGAAAGCCCCCAAAGGGUUCAGACAGACCAAAAAGAAAGCUGUAGAGGCACAUUCACUAGGUGAUAAAAGCAAGGUGGAUUCCCUUAAAGGCCCCAAAACUGUCAAAUAUGAGAGUGGGGAAAUUGCACAUGCCUCUACUACACAAGGGGGCACUUCAAAAAUACCCAAGAAUAAUAAAAAGAGAGGGGAACAGUCGACUUCCGGGGUGGUUUCACAGACUGUAAAAAAGACACGUAGCAAAUUCAAAGGUCCAGAGUCGACUGAAUAUGGUGGAAAAGGAAAUUCCCAGGUUACAUUGCAAGGCACACAGAGCACAACAAAAGCUGCAAAGGUGUCAAAGAAGAAAAACCUAUCAGAGGGUUCACAAGCUUCAACCAAACCCAAGGUUCAAGCACCAAAAGCUGCCACUGGCAGACGAGGCAAGGCCACAGCAGUCACACUUAAAAGCUCCCAAAAAAUUGACAGAAAAGUCACCACUGUUCAAGAUGUUCAAAGCAUGUCAAAUGCUGUACACUUUGAGGAAAGUACUGUACACUUACACAGUCAGGAAAUUGUUCAACUCAGCAUCAGUCCAGCUAAGACCUCCAAAGUGCUCAGGAAGACCAGAAAGGCUGAUGGGGGAUCAAAACCACCAGAGGCUUUGCAAGGUUCAACCAAACCCAAGGUUCAAGCGCCAGAAGCUGCCACAGGCAUGAAGGGUGCAGCAGGACUGGUUCCCACUGAAGGAGUCAGACGCUCAAAGAGAAUUGCCAGCAAAAUCACCACUGUAAAAUGAAUAAGGUUUUACGUUAUUUUAAUUUUUUUAUCGAUUUAUCUGUAGAAUCAGUUAUAGUUUGGUUGUUAAUAAAGUAAAAGAUGAAGA
Osmerus eperlanus (European smelt) is the source of this 1363-nucleotide messenger RNA. RefSeq lists its product as uncharacterized. NCBI's taxonomy places the organism in Eukaryota, Metazoa, Chordata, Actinopteri, Osmeriformes, Osmeridae. The transcript has 3 exons. Bases 20 to 1276 code for a protein of 418 amino acids. The record is from RefSeq and is a predicted model, not a curated record.